Molecule: messenger RNA, 5603 nt
Organism: Lampris incognitus (smalleye Pacific opah)
Lineage: Eukaryota; Metazoa; Chordata; Actinopteri; Lampriformes; Lampridae
Gene: peli2
Product: pellino E3 ubiquitin protein ligase family member 2
Exons: 6
Coding region: 237-1511 (424 amino acids)
Biological process (GO): regulation of Toll signaling pathway; protein polyubiquitination
Molecular function (GO): ubiquitin protein ligase activity; protein binding
Source: RefSeq, a predicted model, not a curated record
ACCGCCAAGUUACGUUUAGGCGAGUCUCUCAUUGCUAUGCCAUGCAAAACAAAUUUGCGCUCAAUUAAUCCAGUAAAAAAGUGGGUCCCUGCGAUGAAAGGCGUUUAUUCAAUCGGAAAUAUAGUCUGAGAACGCAACUUCUCAUGUCUCUCCUGAAGGGAAUUCCUUGUUGAUUUUCACCGCGUUACAUCCAGAUUGAGCGGCUCCUGCUAGACUCGGCUAAAGCCAGAAGCCUCAUGUUUUCGCCAAGCCAAGAGGAACACUACGCCCCGUCCAAAGACCCAGUGAAAUACGGGGAAUUGGUGGUAUUGGGGUAUAAUGGCUGUCUACCCAAUGGAGAUCGGGGUAGGAGGAAAAGCAGAUUUGCCCUAUACAGAAGGACCAAAGCCAAUGGUGUCAAGCCAAGCACUGUGCACAUCCUCAACACCCCACAGGCUAGCAAGGCUGUGAACUGCAAAGGCCAGCACAGUAUCUCCUACACGUUGUCAAGGAACCAGACGGUGGUAGUGGAGUACAGCCAUGACAAAGAUACAGACAUGUUUCAGAUUGGCCGGUCCACUGAGAGCCCGAUAGACUUUGUAGUGACUGAUACGGUGUCAGGGGGCCAGGAGGGAGAGGAGACCCCCAUCACCCAGAGCACCAUCUCCCGUUUUGCUUGCCGAGUGGUCUGUGAGCGAAAUCCACCAUUCACUGCCCGCAUCUAUGCAGCUGGCUUCGACUCCUCCAAAAACAUCUUCCUCGGGGAAAAAGCCGCCAAGUGGAAGAACCCGGAUGGUCACAUGGACGGGCUGACGACCAAUGGUGUACUGGUAAUGCACCCCAGGGGUGGGUUCACGGAGGAGUCCAAGCCCGGCAUUUGGAGGGAGAUAUCCGUGUGUGGGGAUGUUUACACACUGAGAGAAACCCGCUCAGCGCAGACUCGAGGCAAACUGGUGGAGAAUGAGAGCAACGUGCUGCUGGAUGGGUCCUUGGUAGAUCUGUGUGGAGCCACCCUGUUGUGGCGUACUGCUGAUGGCCUCUUCCACACCCCCACCCAGAAGCACCUCGAGGCUCUGCGGCAGGAGAUCAACGCAGCCCGACCCCAGUGCCCUGUUGGCCUCAACACUUUGGCCUUCCCCAGCAUGCAGCGCAGCCGUGCCCUCUCUUCUCUGGAGGACAAGCAGCCCUGGGUUUACCUCGCCUGUGGACAUGUGCAUGGUUAUCACAACUGGGGUCAUCGGUCAGAGCAAGAGCCUAAUGCCCAGCGAGAAUGCCCUAUGUGCCGGGCUGUGGGUCCCUAUGUACCACUGUGGCUGGGUUGUGAACCUGCCUUCUAUGUGGACACAGGAGCCCCGACACAUGCCUUUGUGCCGUGUGGGCAUGUAUGCUCUGAGAAGUCAGCUAAGUACUGGGCAGAAAUCCCUCUGCCCCAUGGCACCCAUGCCUUCCAUGCUGCAUGCCCAUUCUGUGCCACCCAGCUCAGCCUCACCCAGGGCUGUUCCAAGCUCAUCUUCCAGGGCCCAGUUGACUGAGCGAUAGGAUUCUCCUCUUCUGGUAAACAGAUUAGGCAAGAAUGCCAACAUGCUGUGAAACUGUUCAAAUUAUUUAGUGGUUUCUUUUGUUUUUGUAACCCAACUGUGGAAAGGAGUAAGACUCCACAAGGCUGGUCAUAUACUGUGGAUUCCUCACAAGGCAAGUGUGCUCCAAGUUUCUGUGGAAAAGAGCCUUGAAACAGAGGUCUGUUGCACAGUGCUUGACUGGGCCUCCUCUGGCUCUUUGGAUGCUAACCAGAGAGGAGGGGUACACCACACCGCGCAUACCUGACUCCUCCAAAAUGAACCGUUGUUCCAACUGUCCUGCCAACCAGCCGCUUUCAGCAAGGCUCCAGAGCUGGGCUGUUUUAGCUACAGUGGCUCAUCACAUCAUAUAUCAAAGAGCUGAAUGAUAGAGACUUAUAGCUUGAGUGACUUAUUUUCACUUUGUCAUAAGUUGUCAGUCCGAAGCAGGUGCCAGCAAACAGGUGUAGUUUGGGUCUGUUGGGGAAAGGGGGUGGGGUGGUGGUGGGUGUCCUGGUGGGAGACACAUGGUUUUUAUAGAGCCAGACAGCUGGACUGUUGGCUUGGAGGAGGGCCAGGAGAGACAUGGAGGUUCAUGGAUAACUAGAUAUAAAUGCUCCCUAUCAGCCUGUACAGCCUUGAGCCCUAAUGGCAUUUUGAUCAUGUAGCCUAUCCCGAGGUGGCUGCUUAUCCACUUGAUGAACUGAUCUUUGGUGGAAAAGAGCUUUCUGUUUAUGUGCAGAGAUGUAUUCCAGUGCCUCGAAGUCCAUCGAAAAUUUUGGAAUAUUUUUAUUAAAUGAGGAAAGCUAUUUUGUUGAAGGCAAAGGGAGAGAUAGUUUUGCCUAGAUUUGUCAACCCACAUGGAUUCUUCUCUACAUUUUUAUCAUUCAGAAGAGGUAUUUUACUACACUGAUGCCCUUGUACUGUUUUGUAAUGAAAAUGUUAAUAUAUUUUUCUCGCAUAAGUAUUGUGUGUAUGUGUGUGUGUGUGUGUGUGUGUGAGAGAGGGAUUGUGUGGGUGUCCUUUGACCUCAUUUUGUUUUGGCUCACCCUGUGUCAUUUCUCCUCAGUUCCCUGUGUAUGACUUCGCCACCGCCCAAAUGGCUUCAUGAGAAGGCAAGAAUCAAACCAAGCCUGUGAGGGUUGGCAAUGAAUGUAUUCAAAUACAUUAACUCUUCCCACCGUUGGUGCUUUAGCCUAAAUUAUGCCAUUUGUUAUCCAAAUGGCAAAGAAACUUCCUUCUAAAUGUACUGUAUAACAGUAUGGGUUUUGCUUGGUUCAGGUGAGACCUCAUUCUGCAGUGAGGAGAAACACAUGGAAGUUUCCUCCCAUAUGCAUCCAUCCAUACCUUCAAGUUGGCUGUGGUCCUGCGCCACACUCCCACGCACUGUGUUCAGUCCACACUGUUAGCUUUAACCCGUGCUGGGUCUUCCAAUGAUUUGUAUUCCAUCAAACCUGGGCACAGUCUUGGCUUCAACAAGAGAUCAUACCAAAUGACAAGAGGUGUUUUCUCUCCAUGUGCUAAAGUCAACAACCUCUCCCUGCAAUCCAAAGUGUUCCUGCAAACGAUCCUAAAGCAAACUGCUGCUAUGGUGGAAUGUCGACAGCUCUGGAUAACAGCCGAAGCUGUUGGGUUGCACUCACUAAACGUUCCCUGAGCGUAAUGAUAUUAUCACACGAAACAAAAUUUGUUAAAUCCCAUUGUGAGUAGAUGAAUCAGAUUUGCCAAAACCUGAAGUUAUUAAGUGUGGGUAUCUUGAAACUAAAGAAUCGGUGGGGGAAAACCAUCAGUGCACUCUUGUGAUAAUGGCACGCUGGACUGUGCCCGUACAGAGUGUAGAUGAAUCUUACCACUAUAUCAUUGAUUUGAAUAAUGAGAAAACAAAAAGAAUUGAGAUGUUGAUGGCAGUUUUCCUAAUCUAUUGACAUUUCCUCCGAGUUAUAAUCGGUGAAUGAGGUUGACCAGGAGGGCAAUCCAAGCUAUCGCUAGAUAGUAAAUUAUCAAUUACUCUUAACGGCUCAUGAACCCAGACCACAAGACGAUAUGGUCUCACCAGUGGUAGACUGUCAUGGUGCUUUCUUCACUGGCCCGUCCCAUAGAGAAACACGAUUCACAGCAUUAAGCUAUGCUUAAAACACACAAGAGUCCCUGAAUGGCUUGUAUUUUUGUUUUGUUUUUAAAAAAAAAAAUACAGCCGAGCAGGGUUGAAGAUUAAGCCACAUUCUACAGUAGCAUUCCUUCUAACUCAGCUAAACAACACUGUGCCCAUUGCUGUAGACUGUACUGAGUAACAGCUGCAAAGUAGCUGCCACAAACAUUCCUCCUUGGUAAACAUGGGUGGGGCCCUCCGCUCACCCAAGGGCUUGUUCUAUGAAUUUGUCUCAUACAGGAACUCUGUACGCAGGUCAUAGAACGCACUGAUGCUCCCAAUGCCUACUUUACAAAAAAAAUAAACUUAUUAUUAAAAAAAAAACAAGUUAUAGUGAGUUGGUUGUCUUUCUGUAUUCAAACUUGUUCUGACAGUUGUUCAGAAUGUCUCCAGUUUGGUGCAUAAUCAUCAGUCGUGUCAUCACAGGCAUCUUUCAGGUAUUCAUGUCAUCCAAGGACCCUCAGAUGACCGCGACCCAUGACCCUUGGGAUAUGUGAAAAUGAAUGUCAGCAUAAUGACAUUCAUUUUCACAUUUAUGUUUUCGUGUCAUGGGGAAGUUCCUAUGCAGCAGCUUCAUUUGAACUCCAGACAUCUUAACUGCAGGUCCAUUACAAUAGCCAUGUAAUGUUAAUCACUCAAUUGCAUGCAUGUUUCAUCAUUCCCCAGUUUAAGCAUUUCUUUCCUUAGUUUCCAAAUUGGCACCAAAUAUUGAUAGCUUUAUCAAACAGAGUAUUUGUUUGAGAUAAGGGGAUUUUUUUUCUGAAGUCUUUUAUUCAGAUUGCAUGUUCAAUCUUAUCAAACCAAUCUUAAUAGUCACCAUACAUGACACUGCGUCAGCAGCAUCCCCUCGCAGAGUGCUGGGUGUAGUUAUCUUAACCAGCCACGGGAGGGCACUACUUCAUUAACAAUGAAACUAUUGGCAUUGUGCCCAAAGAAGCCCGGCCCGCGACAUCAAACAGUCAAUAAGGGAGCGAAGAAAUCCAAGUUUGAUGUGUUUUUAUUCAAAGGGGACUUAUUACAAAUACAUUAUAAACAAGACACGGGCGCUAAUUGAAUUUACUAAUUGAAUAUGUCCAUGCAGGCCUCGGAACCCUCAAUGUGCAUUAUUAUGAGACACAUACAUAGUUGUCAGGCAUUCUUGCAACAGUCCUUUGCAUUUCAUAUUACUUAACGCUGGCUUUGGAAAAAAUUCAGACGAGUCUAGUCUUGUCAAGUCGUGCUAAUUAAUUAUAGGUAUUCCUAUGUAUGGAAAUGUAGCAAAUACGUACGCGAAGUCAUUAGAAACAAGGCAGUGCAGUUUUUACACUCUUUAUGUUGAAAUAUUGCGCGGCGAUGGUGACAUUUUUCCAUCAUUCUCGUGUGGCCUCAUCUCCGCUAUAAGAAGGCUAUAUGAAAUGGAUUUAAAUACAUAAGACGUCAGUUAGGCAUUUGGAGGGGAAUGGAGCAGUGGGAGGCCUUGCUUCCUAAUUAACAUUUCGGCAGUAGAUGUGAGAUGGGUUCAUGUGUCUGCACACCAGCUUGUUUUCUGAAUGACAGAAAAGACACUGAAGGUGACAGCAUGCUAAUUUUGAGAUCACUGGUUUGCCUCCCUGCCUUAAGAAGGGCAGGGUUAUGCAAAUAAAGUAGAACACCACAAUGACGUUUCUACCAGCUUCACGCUCGCACACACGAACGGCCCCCCCCCCCACACACACACACAGAUACUAGCUAGCACACUACUGCACUGUAGCACUAUUGCACUUUUACUGGUCCUGGCUUUUUACUCUGUUCAUUAUCUUUACUUUAUCUUAAUUGGUGUGUGGAUUAGGUAUGUGUUGUAUGUAUAAUGGCUGCACAUAAUGAUUAACGUACCAUGGCCAUAACUUUGCUAUGAUUGUUGUACUUGUCUUAUUUGUCCACUGCACAAAUGAGGUUCCUCA